AUGGACGAAGCCGCCGGGGAUUUGAAGCAGGCGCUGCCCAACGUCUGCGACAGCGUCCAGGUCCAUGUGGAAGUCCACCAGAAGUCGAGCAGUGCGGCCAAGAAAGAAGAUAUCAGGAUGAGCGUCUUAAAGCUGCUGAACAGACAUAACAUCGUGUUUGGUGAUUACAAGUGGACAGAGUUUGAUGAUGGUUUCCUUAACAGCAACGUGCAGUCCGUCUCGAUUGUGGAUACGGAGCUGAAACUGAAAGACAGACAGCCUAUUGACUUGAGCAAAAGCAGUCUUUCUCUUCACAUUUUUCAUCUGAAUGAAGAAGGACCAAGCUCUGAAAACCUGGAAGAAGAGAAUGAGGAUAUCAUUGCAGCUAACCACUGGGUGCUACCAGCAGCUGAAUUCCAUGGCCUUUGGGAAAGUCUUAUAUAUGACACUGAAGUAAAAUCACACUUACUUGAUUAUGUGACGACGACCUUACUAUUUUCUGACAAAAACGUUGACAGCAACCUGAUAUCGUGGAACAGAGUUGUUUUGCUGCAUGGCCCUCCUGGAACUGGGAAAACUUCUCUCUGUAAAGCGUUGGCUCAGAAGUUGACAAUUCGACUGUCGUACAGGUAUAGGUAUGGACAGUUAAUUGAGAUAAACAGCCAUAGCCUUUUCUCUAAAUGGUUUUCUGAGAGUGGCAAGCUUGUAACCAAGAUGUUCCAGAAGAUUCAAGAGUUAAUUGAUGACAAAGAUGCUCUUGUAUUCGUCCUGAUUGACGAGGUGGAAAGCCUCACAGCAGCCCGCAGUGCCUUCAAGGCAGGCACCGAGCCUUCGGAUGCUAUUCGUGUGGUGAAUGCUGUACUGACACAAAUCGAUCACAUUAAAAGGUAUCCCAAUGUAGUUAUCCUGACUACUUCAAAUAUUACGGAGAAAAUUGACAUGGCCUUUGUAGACAGGGCUGACAUAAAGCAAUACAUUGGACCUCCAUCCACUGCAGCAAUAUUUAGAAUAUAUCUUUCUUGCUUGGAAGAACUGAUGAAGUGUCAAAUAAUAUAUCCUCGACAGCAGCUUCUGACACUUAGAGAACUAGAGAUGAUAGGCUUCGUAGAAAAUAAUGUGUCCAGGUUAAGCCUCGUACUAAAAGAAAUCUCAAGAAGAAGUGAAGGUCUUAGUGGCCGGGUCCUGAGAAAACUUCCUUUCCUAGCACAUGCACUUUAUAUUCAAGCCCCCAGUGUCACAAUGACAACGUUUCUUCAGGGUCUUUCACUUGCAGUAGACAAACAAUUCGAAGAAAGGAAGAAACUUGCAGACUGCGUGUGAUGCUCCUCGGUUUUACAGUUGUCUGUACUGUUAACGCUGAAAACGACAUAUUUUCGGUACAAACUGUUACUUACGCAUCUGUAAAACAGAUUGUCAACACCUUAAAAAACCUGGAAUGCCUAAUCUAGUUUUUCAAAACAUUCAUCAAUAAACACUUAAUACAUUUUACAGCG
Molecule: messenger RNA, 1472 nt
Organism: Tauraco erythrolophus (red-crested turaco)
Lineage: Eukaryota; Metazoa; Chordata; Aves; Musophagiformes; Musophagidae
Gene: TRIP13
Product: thyroid hormone receptor interactor 13
Biological process (GO): meiotic recombination checkpoint signaling; reciprocal meiotic recombination
Cellular component (GO): chromosome; nucleus
Molecular function (GO): ATP binding; ATP hydrolysis activity
Source: RefSeq, a predicted model, not a curated record